CGCCAUCGCGGCGUCCCUCGAGAGUCGACCACCUCGACGGCCGACCAAUAUAGCAACCUAUACAGGGCAUUCUCAUCUCAUGGCGACGACGGAGACGAUGGAGAUGGGCAUGGGCGUCGUCGUCGACGGCGUCAGUAGCAACGGAUCAGGCGGCUGCGGCGGGCUGGUGGUGACGGAGCUGAGCCACAUCAAGGAGCUGGUGAGGCAGCUGGAGGUGCACCUCGGUGGCUCCCCGGACCUGUGCAAGCACCUGGCCUCGCAGAUCUUCUCCCUCACCGAGCGCUCCAUCGGCCUCAUCACCUCCUCCUCCAGCUCCAGCGGCCUCGACGGCGCCCGCCGGAAGCGCUCCGCGGGCGACGCCGGCCUCGCCUCGCCGCUCUCGGCCACGCCCACCAGCGGCGUCACCGACGGGCCGUUCAAGAACACCAAGAAGAGGAAGGCGAUGGAACAGCGGAGGCAGAGGGUGAGCUCGGCCGGCGGCGAGAACCCGGUCGACGACGGCCGUAGCUGGAGGAAGUACGGCCAGAAGGAGAUUCUCGGAGCCAAGCACCCAAGGGGCUACUACCGCUGCUCGCACCGCUACUCGCAGGGGUGCCAGGCGACGAAGCAGGUGCAGCGCACCGACGAGGACCCGACGCUGUACGACGUCAUCUACCACGGCGAACACACCUGCGCCCCCCACAGGCCGGCGGCGGCGGAGCACAACCCGGACGCGCGCGGCCACCUGCAGACCCUGAGCGCCGGCCUCACGGUGAAGACCGAGGGACUGCCGGACCCGCCGCGGGGCCGGGGCGCCGCCACGCCCUUGUACCUCUCCGCCUCCUCCACGCCGCCGUCCACGUCGGAGAACUGGGGCGUGUCGCCCGCGACCUCGGGCUCCACCCACGUCGCCUCCUUCCGGCCGUUCGAGGCCGCCGAGUGGCGGGGGCAGGCCGAGCACCAGGAAGUGGUGUCCGCGCUCGUGGCCGCCAUCGCGCCGCCGCCCGCCGUCGACAGCCUCGACGACCUGCUCAUCGACAUAGAUCUAGACGACAUCGCGAGCUUCUUCGCGUGACCCGCGCGUUGUAGCAGCCGAUGUGGCGUAGUAUGUGACCGAGCCCUCUGGCUCUGCUUCCUGAAACUGGAACAGAACAGAGGAGGGAAGAGCACCAAAGCUCUGCUUCCUGGGGUCCAUGCAGAUGCAGGAUGCAGGCGUAAAAACCUAGGAGAUGAACAAGAGUAGAGACUGCAUUUUUUUACCCCUCUUUUUUUGUUAAUCUUUUUCCUCUUUCAGAGGACUGAGGGUAGUGUUUGUAUUGUAUUAUUGAUUUUUAAUGCCAAUGGGAAAAAUAAGAUCCUUCGUGCC
Zea mays is the source of this 1345-nucleotide messenger RNA. RefSeq names its product putative WRKY transcription factor 30. The transcript has 3 exons. Lineage: Eukaryota; Viridiplantae; Streptophyta; Magnoliopsida; Poales; Poaceae. Gene Ontology annotation, cellular component: nucleus. The record is from RefSeq and is marked validated. Gene Ontology annotation, molecular function: DNA-binding transcription factor activity; transcription cis-regulatory region binding. Bases 80 to 1054 code for a protein of 324 amino acids. Gene Ontology annotation, biological process: regulation of DNA-templated transcription.